AUGUGCCACGACUUUGCGCCGGCCAUAGGUCUUUUCGGGACACGUGUGCAAGAUUCAGUGGCGCUGCGUGCACAUACCUCUAGCAAUCGGGCGAUGAACAUCUUUCUACAUUCAUUUUCCGCACUCCCCUCCAGUCCGUUGGUGUCUUCACAUUCUCAACUACCAAAUAGCCUAGGUAAUAUCCCUAACCAGGCGAACUCUUGCCAUAACGACCUUGACACCCAAGAUUGGAACAGUGAUCGUAUCCGUCCAUCAUGGAUACUGAUUGGUGCAUUGUUUGCGAUACGAGAAUUUCUCCUCGCCAUGGUGCUCCUUGGGACAAUCAUGAGGAUGAAGAGCAGAAUAAGGACCAAUCGACCGAGUCUACAAUCGAUAUGCCCUUUUCCGCGUUCUGUUCCCAAGACUGUUUGA
This is a messenger RNA of Puccinia triticina, 411 nucleotides long. RefSeq lists its product as uncharacterized. The record is from RefSeq and is a predicted model, not a curated record. Bases 1 to 411 code for a protein of 136 amino acids. Lineage: Eukaryota; Fungi; Basidiomycota; Pucciniomycetes; Pucciniales; Pucciniaceae. The transcript has 5 exons.